Molecule: messenger RNA, 1479 nt
Organism: Selaginella moellendorffii
Lineage: Eukaryota; Viridiplantae; Streptophyta; Lycopodiopsida; Selaginellales; Selaginellaceae
Exons: 3
Coding region: 1-1479 (492 amino acids)
Source: RefSeq, a predicted model, not a curated record
AUGGAUGAUGUGUUUUCGACUCCCGUGUGCAUUGUGUACGUGCAUCCGGCGGAGGAGCGUGGUAGGAAUGUGGACGAUCUGCGUGCCAAGCUAGCAUUCCGGGCCGUGCCAUCCGACAUCAAGAAUUCGGGCGACCUUGUAAACUGGCUCAAGACGGUUCUUAAAGUGGACGCGGUCCUUAGCUCCAAGGGAUGGAUGGAAAUUCCUACGCCAGAUCCUGGCGCACACCUGCCCCCAACAUUCGAGCUUCAUCUCCGCAAGAGCAUUGGAGGAGCCACUCCCUUUGCCGCUUCCUGUUGGUCCUGCUACAUAUGCAACUCUGGACCCGAGCUAUGCUACCCAGUUCAUUCCGACCAACCAGUACCCCGCCGAGAGAAUAUCCGGUUGCGUAACAAACUUCAUGAACUCGAGAGUGGCGCUUGGCAUGUCCGAGAAUCUGCUGCAAAGUAUCUGGGACUCGGCAUUUUGCAACUUGUGGAUGGAGCUGCUGUAUCUGUCGGAGAUUACGAGCAUUCAGUUCAACCGGAACGUCACCGACCAUUCUGGCUGUGCGUCAAGUUCGAGGAGAAACGGGCAACUUUGGAAGAGGCGUACCAGGACCUGAUAAAUAAGCUUGGCGUACUUCCACCACAGUACUAUGAACCCGUCCAGUGGAUAGUUGGGGUCGCAUUAGCAGGUCCGGAGAUGGCGGGGUGGGCUAUGAGACAGGGGCAGACACCAGAUGAUCUGUUUGGGCGCUUAAACAUGGGGUCACUCAGGGACAAGACAACAUGCUUACGGCUCUCCAUCAACUUCCUUCGGAUUGCCUUGACAAUUUCAAGCAUCUACUCCAAGCUGAAUUUUCUGCCGAGGCCAUUCAACGUGCUUCCUCCCGCCUUUUACGGUUCUCUCAGUCAGAUAACCAGGACUCUGCGGAUCGUCUAUCCUAAGGUGAUCAAGGAGAUUCGCCCCUGGUCGCAGCACGUUGCGGAGGGAUUCACUACGACGGCUUUUGUGACGCAAGCGUACGGGCUUGGCGCUGUGGGGCUGGUGUCAGGUGUCGUCAAAGUGAGGGCUGAACGAUACAAUGUGGUCAUUCAGUCGGUGGGAUACGAGCAGAUGAUUUCCAGCGAAGAGGACUUGUGGCCGGCCGUUCAGAGCGCGCUUCACGGCCUACAUGCGUUGCACCAGGGAGGCUUGGUUCACAGGGACAUCAGAUGGAAAAACAUCCUCAAGCUUCCUGCUAGUAAUGGGAGCUGGAUGCUUAUCGAUCUUGAGACAGUAUGGAAGACAGACUGUACGCCCAGUUGCUGGCUUCGCGCCUGGGACGACAACACAUUGGUCGAUGGCGUCUACACGCGGUCCUCCGAUCUGUAUCUUGUUGGAAGGCUUAUGGAGAGCUUUCGUGAUCUGUCACCUGAGGCCAAGGAGUUUCAGGCUAAGCUUUUACGGCACGAGUUCCUGAGUGCUCAGGAAGCGCUCCAUUACUUGUCGCGUUGA